Molecule: messenger RNA, 1837 nt
Organism: Trametes versicolor FP-101664 SS1
Lineage: Eukaryota; Fungi; Basidiomycota; Agaricomycetes; Polyporales; Polyporaceae
Product: phosphoglucomutase
Exons: 5
Coding region: 1-1701 (566 amino acids)
Biological process (GO): carbohydrate metabolic process
Cellular component (GO): cytosol
Molecular function (GO): magnesium ion binding; phosphoglucomutase activity
Source: RefSeq, a predicted model, not a curated record
AUGUCCUACCAAGUCAAGGAAGUCAAGACGAAGCCGUACGAUGGCCAGAAGCCCGGCACGUCCGGCCUCCGCAAGAGGGUAAAGGUCUUCCAGCAGGAGCACUACACCGAGAACUUCGUCCAGGCCAUCUUCGAUGCCGUCGACCUCAACGGAAAGACCAUCGUUAUUGGUGGAGACGGUCGCUUCUUCUCCCCGGAGACCGUCCAGACCAUCCUGAAGAUCGGUUCUGCUAACGGUGUCGCCAAGUUCAUCGUCGGCAAGGACUCCAUCCUCUCCACCCCCGCUGCUUCCAACGUCAUCCGCAAGUACAAGGCGGACGGCGGUAUCCUUCUCACUGCCAGCCACAACCCCGGAGGCCCUAACGCGGAUUUCGGUAUCAAGUACAACGUCUCGAACGGCGGUCCUGCUCCGGAGAAUGUCACCAACAAGAUCUUUGAGAAGACGAAGACGAUCUCCAGCUACAAGGUCAUUGAGCUUGCCCCGAUUGACCUCUCCAAGAAGGGCUUCUUCACCUAUGGUCCCUCGAACGUCGAGAUCAUCGACUCCGUUUCGGACUACGUCCAGCUCCUCGAAUCCAUCUUCGACUUCCCCCUCAUCAAGAACUUCCUCCAGUCUCAUGCGGACUCGUUCAAAGUGCUCUUCGACGGUAUGCACGGUGUCACUGGGCCUUACGGGCGUGCUAUCUUCAUCGACGCCCUCGGUCUCCCCGAGACUUCCGUACAAAACGCGGUACCUCUUCCCGACUUCGGCGGAGGCCACCCCGAUCCCAACCUGACAUACGCACACGAACUUGUCGAGCGCGUUGAGCGCGAGAACAUCCACUUCGGUGCUGCCAGUGACGGUGACGGUGACAGGAACAUGAUCUACGGCAAGGGCGCGUUCGUCACUCCCAGCGACAGCGUAGCUAUCAUCGCUGACUGGGCGGCCGAGGCGAUCCCCUACUUCAAGAAGGGCGGUGUCAAGGGCCUUGCUCGGAGCAUGCCCACGAGCGCACAGAUCGACAAGGUCGCAAAGAAGAAGGGCCUAGAAUGCGCGGUCGUCCCGACUGGUUGGAAGUUCUUCGGCAACUUGAUGGAUGCUGGCCGCCUCUCGAUCUGCGGUGAGGAGUCCUUUGGUACGGGCUCCGACCACAUUCGGGAGAAGGACGGUGUUUGGGCUGUCGUUGCGUGGUUGAACAUCCUCGCGUACGCGAACCAGCAGUCACCAAACGAGCUCAUCGGCAUCAAGGAGCUGCUCGAGAAGCACUACGCUGUCUACGGCCGCUCGUUCUUCUCCCGCUACGACUACGAGGAGGUCCCCGCGGUCGGAGCGCAGUCCCUCGUGGACGCCAUCAACGUGCACAUCAGCACCGGCUCGCUCGCCAGCACCUCGCACGUCUCGAAGAGCACCGGCCAGAAGUUCACCGUCGCGGGUGUCACCAACUUCGACUACACGGACCCCAUCGACGGCAGCAUCAGCCGCAACCAGGGCCAGAUCGUCACCUUCGAUGACGGUUCGCGCGUCGUGUUCCGCCUGAGCGGAACCGGUAGCCAGGGCGCGACCGUGCGGAUGUACGUCGAGCGCUACGUCCCUGCCUCGGCAGGUCCCGCCGAGCUCAACAAGGACGCGCAAGAGGGUCUCAAGGGCCUCAUCGAGGUCGCCCUGCAGCUGAGCAACCUGCCCGAGUUCCUCGGCCGCGAGAAGCCCACCGUCAUCACCUAAACGGGGAGCGUCGCAGGGGAUCGGGUAUGAGAACGGACAAUCGGGAAGUGCGUAGAUCUGAAGUUUACAAAGAGGAAGAACAAAUUGGAUGUAUUCGUACCAUCUUGCGCAAUGCUUGUGAUACCGCGUUUGGUUG